CGUACGCAUACCACUGACAUCAUCCCGAGGGUUCCUAGCCGAUCCGCAGUUGCGAUCUACUGAAUAGCGUAUCCGCGGGAAGCCGAUCGGGCAAUAGGCUAUAUAUUCUCUUAAUCACAGAGAUACCCCUCCUAACCCCUCAAUAGAAGCCCAUAUUGGCACCAUAUCCUGUAUAGGCGGCUUUUGUUUCGAUGCUAUAGCACUGGGAGGAAGAUAGCAUCCAAGAGGACACAAUGCCGUCACCAUCAUUCACCCUCGCCAACCACACUCCCCACCUGAUAAUACAACCUUCCGACGCUGCUCUCUCCCCACCUGAGAGCUACCUGUUCGUUCAGGAUGGUCUUAUAAUUAGCUGUGGGAUCCUCUACGCCUUCUGUUACAUUUUUUGCAUGAUUCGCACAUACAGUGACCGGACAUACCCGUCUGCGUCAGUCAAGGGGAUCCAAUUCAUGAGCCUAACACUUGCCUACGAACUUUUCUACGCGGUGAUGACUACAACUACCACCUUUGAGCUUCUUGCAUUUCUGGCAUGGUUUCUCCUUGACGUUGGUUUCGUCGCAGUGGCAAUAUGGCGAGCGCAUGAAAAGCGCGAUCGGGCGUGGCUCGUACGGAGAAUAGUGGGCUUCGUACUAGCGGGCGUAGGCGUGCUGAAGGGAUUGACGAUGCUGUGGCCAGAUGAGAGGGAGCAGGUCACAGCGUACUGGACAGGGAUUCUGCUGCAGCUGCCGAUCGGAUGGAUCUGUUUAGCGACCCUGUGGAAGGAGUGGGAUACCAGAGGUCAUUCGUUGGAGAUCUGGCUCAUGCGAUACUUGGGCUGCUAUACAGCCUACGGGGUUUUCUUCUGGAGGUAUUGGAAUGUGCCACAAAACUGGGAAUAUGUGGCGUCGGUGUGGAGUACAGGGAUUAUUUUGUGGACACUGCUGCCUGAAUCGGUCUAUCCAUUUGUAUAUGUCUGGGUGCAUCGCACAUCCAAAGUUAAGGGCGAGUAGACAUCGCAUCAGAGAGUUCUAAGCAGAUCAGCAGAAUAGCUUUGGGGACAUGGUCUAUACAAUCUAGAUAAAUGGAAAGAAGCGAUUAGAUGCAUCAGCGCAAGAGCCAUAAAG
Messenger RNA from Aspergillus welwitschiae, 1103 nucleotides. RefSeq lists its product as uncharacterized. The record is from RefSeq and is a predicted model, not a curated record. Lineage: Eukaryota; Fungi; Ascomycota; Eurotiomycetes; Eurotiales; Aspergillaceae. The transcript has 2 exons. Gene Ontology annotation, molecular function: lyase activity. Bases 234 to 989 code for a protein of 251 amino acids.